AUGGCAAACAGGGCCAUGUAUGAUGUCCUUGGCCCCCGUACCUUCCGCAUCGAACACACUGCUGCUGCUGCUACUACUACCAGUGCCAUUGCUGGUGGUGCCGAUGAUGAUGCGGCGUCGUCGCCAUCUAACCCCUGCCAAAUCCAUGCCAUGGCCUUCCAAGACUGCAUCGACCAGCAUGGGAGCGACAUCAGCAGGUGCCAGUUCUACGUCAACAUUCUGAAUGAUUGCCGACGCAGAGGCCAAGUCGCCGCCGUUGAAACAUCCUGA
Molecule: messenger RNA, 270 nt
Organism: Miscanthus lutarioriparius
Lineage: Eukaryota; Viridiplantae; Streptophyta; Magnoliopsida; Poales; Poaceae
Source: the annotation of a GenBank genome assembly